AUGGAGAAAUUCUCAGCUUGGAGAGAUAAGGCGACUGGAAUCUCACCAUUUAUGCCACAACCAUUCCCAAUAUCACAAAAAAAAUCAAAUAAAACAUCAUUAUAUUUGCAACUUUUCCUAGUAAAGAUACCUAUUUUUUUAAUUAAAUUCCCAAUAUGUCUUAUAUUAAUUUCAUUAUACUAUAUAACAGGAUCAACUACAAUUUUGAAUAUUAUAUUUAAACUACUAUUUGGAUUUAAUGAAAUAACGUAUUCAGUUGAUGGAAUUAAAAAAUCACAAAUUUCAAAAUUAGAAAGCUAUAAACCUAUAAUUGGAGAUUUAAUAAUUUCAAAUUAUAUAUCACCAUUAGAUGGAUUUAUAUUUAGUUUAAUUAGUGGAACUUCCAAAAUUUCAAUUUUAAUACCUAAUAAAGAUGGAAAUUUAUUUGAAUAUUCUCCAUGGUCCUUAGUUAAUCAUUGUUUUGGCAAUAAAGAAAGCAAACAACCAAUUCAAGAACUUUCUAAAUUUAACAAAAAAAAAAUUGUAUUUUUAUUACUUGAAGGAACAACAUCAAAUAAUCAAUCAAUUUUACCAUUUAUAAAAUUAAAUUCAAAAUAUUCUUUUGAAAAUGAAUUUAAUAUUAAAUCAAUAGUGUUGAAGUUAACACCAAAUUAUUUUAAUUUACCAACUACCAUAGAAACAUCAAAAUUUACUUACUUAUUUGAAUUAUUAACUGAUUUUAAAAUUAAAUAUUUUAAAAUUAAAAUUUAUUCAUUUAAUCAAUUGAAUUUAAAUGAAAUUAGAAAAUCUUUUGAAUUAAAUUCUUUAGCUUUAAUUAAUAAUCCUGAAUUAAGUAUUGAUGGUAAAGAAAAAUUUAUAAAUUAUUAUUUAAAUCAUGAUAUUAAAAAAUAA
Molecule: messenger RNA, 891 nt
Organism: Lodderomyces pseudojiufengensis
Lineage: Eukaryota; Fungi; Ascomycota; Pichiomycetes; Serinales; Debaryomycetaceae
Product: lysophosphatidic acid acyltransferase
Exons: 1
Coding region: 1-891 (296 amino acids)
Source: RefSeq, a predicted model, not a curated record